ACCCCAGCGCCACCCCGGAGCCGUUUGACCUCUUGCCUCGCACCCGCAUCAUGAGCCUUCAUUAUUCCCCUGGCCGCUGUGGGUAGUUUUCCUCCGUCUCCCACGCCUUCCUCUGCUCCCCUGCUCCCCUGCUCCCUUCGCACAAAAUCAACAUGGCUGCGCGGUCACAGACCGAGAAUGCUCGACCCGGGGACAUACUUGUCGUCGUCCACGAAUUUCAGGCACGUAGUCCUGACGAGCUGAGUCUGGGCCGGGGCGACCGCAUCAAGCUCGUUGAACGCGAUGACGACUUUGGCGAUGGCUGGUAUUUGGGCAUGAAUACAGAGACCGGUGAAACUGGUUUAUUCCCAGAAGUCUACACCCGUCUGGCAACCAAGCCUGCAGCACCCACCACCGCCUCUCACCAGCGAACACUGCCGCACUCCUCUGCUGAACCCCCGCAGCUUCAUCCCGAUUCUCAAUUGGCUGGGCCAGACGAUGCCACCAAUAGCCAACCCGCACGAUCAUCCAUAAACAGCACACCCGCCACGGGUAUCGAAGGAAAACCCGACGAGCUGCAUACCAGCCCUCUCCAAGUUGCGCCCACGACGUCCCAAGCGACUGCGUCUGGCCGCAGCUCGCUUCCCCCGACCACUCAGCGAAGUAUUGCUAUGGCCUUGAGCGGCGAUGUAGGCCAUGACGACGGGGUUUUGGCCAGUCCGGUCAUGCAUGAGACGCUGAGCGUUAUUGAUGAGCAUAUCACUGAUAUGAGCACACCACGACAAAGCCUCAUCUCAAAGGAUAUCCGCGCAAACGAUUCGGGGAGCGAGUACAGUAGCCACCAUCGCCUAUCCUAUAUCAAUGGCCAGGAGACAGAAGAGGAGGAGCAAAACUUGCAUACCGAAGAAGAGGUUAUGAGGUGGAGUCCAGCGCGUGUGGCAGAAUAUCUGGAAGAUGUGGGAGUGGAUAAGAAGCAUUGCGAGAUAUUCAAAGAGCAGGAGAUCACUGGAGAGGUUCUGUUGGGCAUGGACCAGGCUACCAUCUUUUUGAAGGAAUUCGAGUUGGGCCCAGUUGGUCCACGUCUCCGAACAUGGCUGAAAAUCAAAGCGUUACAGCAGGAAGUGAAGACACUCAAAGAGGUGUCCAAAACCCUUGUUCCAACCUUCGACGAAUCCAGGGAGCCCGACGCAGACCCUGUCCGAAACCGCGCAACAUCCAUGGGCGCCAUUCUUCCCAGGAUCCCGAACCUCCAUGAGGGUCAGGGAGCUCGAGGCUCUGCAAAACCUCUUCCUCGUGCGAACUCGUCCGCAUCACAUACACCAGCACCCAUCGUUGAUGCACCAUCACCCCUUAUGCACAGUGCCCCUUCUGCCCCAUCACCUGGGACUCCCACCCGACCGUCGGCUGCGUCGGUCCGUAGUUUGAACCACAACCGCCGCCACUCCUCCAUUGACUACUCCAUCAAUCCGCCCACUCCGAGUAAGGCUUCGCAUGCGUCCUCACCUGCUCACAAGAAGACCCCUUCUUUCGAUCGCAACUGGACCAUGGGUUUGGCUCAACCACUUUCACCACCUCAAGACUCGUUACGCCCGUCUUCCUCAAACCACGCGCAUAGCGCGAGCACAGACGCCACUAUCAACGAAGGUGGUGUAGGGCUUUCUUCGAUCGGUAGCGUUGACCUCGACCGAGGCUACUUCUCGGGAGGUGAAUUGGACAACAGAAAGAACCGCAACGUUCUUCGGAAACGGGACAGUUCAAAUCACUCGCGGAAUCCUAGUUAUGGCACCGAAAGUAUGCGGCGCGCAGGGUACAAUAAGCGGCACAGCAGGGUAGGAAGUACAGAUUCCACAAUGGAAUCCACGAGCCCAAUAUCCGCAGCAGCAAGGGCAUAUUACGGUUCGAGUAUCAGGAGCCACCGAAGCUCCGGUACAUUCGACUUCGUACGCCCCUUGAGACCCAUGAAUGAAGGAUCGCCUACAGUCACGAAGCUAGGUUAUGCAGACUCGCCAAGCAUAGACAAGAUCGCAAAUUCUCCGGGAAUUGCUGGCAGCGAGACGUCAUCCCAAGGACGUGCGUCACCUUCACCUGCAGCUCAUCAUCUUUCUUUCUUCAAUAAGAAGUCAAGAAGUUCGGGAUUGCGCGCCAUAUCGGAUGCCAUCACUGGGGGCGAGAAAGCUCACGCGAAUGCAGGUGCCAUCACCGCUUCGCCUGUUAAAGAAUCGCCUCUGCAAUCUCCGGCACGAACCGGCUCUAGCACGCCUUCUGGCACAUCUGCUACGAAGAGCCUCGAUCUCGAAAACGCCGACCUGAAGCGCCUCACUGGCAGCUCAGCUAGCGCGGGAGGGCGAAGGAAGUCGAAAAAGCAUGGAACUAGCGCAUAUCUUCGCGGCCGCGAAACCAUCACUCCGCAAGAGGCCAUACUGGGAUGUGAUUAUAGCGGAUGGAUGAAGAAGAAGUCUUCGAGCCUUAUGACCACCUGGAAGACGCGUCUAUUUGUCCUUCGUGGCCGACGCCUUUCCUACUUUUACACCGAGAAUGAUACCGAGGAGAAGGGGCUCAUUGACAUCUCAUCCCACCGCGUGCUUCCCGCCAACAACGAGAGGAUCACUGGGCUGCACGCAAGUCUCACCAGGGCGUCUUCAACACCGACGUCGCCUCAGAAUGCUACCAUUGCCACGGCAGCUUCGACUGAUAGUGCAAACGGCGGGGAUGACGACAUAUCCGGCAUGUUCAUCUUCAAGCUCGUCCCUCCUCGCGCUGGCCUGCAAAAAGGCGUUCAAUUCACCAAGCCCAUAGUGCACUACUUCGCCGUCGACAACGUUCAUCAGGGACGGCUGUGGAUGGCCGCGCUCAUGAAAGCCACCAUCGAUCGCGACGAAUCUCUCUCUGUAACGACCACGUACCAGCAGAAAACUAUCUCUCUGGAAAAAGCUCGGGCUACUCGACAACGGCCGCCGGCGCUUAUGGACGAUGCCGACGACGAGAAAGCAUCCGUGGGCAAGCGGUCGAAAGAGAGUAUUCAGGAAGACGUCAUCCAUGAAGAAGAUGGCGAGCAGGAAAGCGAGAAAGGACUCGCUAUCUCGGGAUUGGAUGAUGCUAAGGCGCUUCUGGACUUCGCGGAUGGUGCCGAGGCACCGCCGACACCGAAGUCGCCGCCUGCGGAACACGAGGCAAAGACGAGUGAGUCGGGUAGCUUGCCGCCUGGGCUGAUAUCUCCGGUGGGAUGAGCUCUCUGAUCUUUUUUGAUGUCAUUUUCAUUGCUUCGAUGCAUUUUGAUUUAUGAACCACCUCCCUUCCUUCAUCUAUUC
This is a messenger RNA of Westerdykella ornata, 3287 nucleotides long. Its product is annotated as polarized growth protein Boi2. The record is from RefSeq and is a predicted model, not a curated record. Gene Ontology annotation, cellular component: plasma membrane. Gene Ontology annotation, molecular function: protein binding. NCBI's taxonomy places the organism in Eukaryota, Fungi, Ascomycota, Dothideomycetes, Pleosporales, Sporormiaceae. The transcript is spliced from 3 exons. Bases 153 to 3206 code for a protein of 1017 amino acids. Gene Ontology annotation, biological process: actin cytoskeleton organization.